Molecule: messenger RNA, 766 nt
Organism: Fragaria vesca subsp. vesca
Lineage: Eukaryota; Viridiplantae; Streptophyta; Magnoliopsida; Rosales; Rosaceae
Exons: 4
Coding region: 49-546 (165 amino acids)
Source: RefSeq, a predicted model, not a curated record
AACAAGUACUACAAACCCUUUUCUUCAACAGCUUUUGAUCUUACAGAAAUGGCCGGUCAGCAGUUAAAAUCUGUCGCUGGUUUGCUUUUGGUUCUGAAUUUCUGCAUGUAUGUCAUUGUGCUAGGCAUCGGCGGCUGGGCCAUGAAUAGAGCAAUCGACCAUGGUUUCAUUAUCGGUGCUGAUUAUAAUCUUCCUGCGCACUUCUCACCCAUAUACUUCCCAAUGGGGAAUGCUGCCACUGGAUUCUUCGUAACAUUUGCUUUGAUCGCCGGAGUUGUUGGUGUUGCUUCAGCCAUUUCUGGACUCAACCAUCUUCGUUCUUGGACAUAUGAUAGCUUGCCAUCUGCAGCCGCAGCUGCUACAAUUGCCUGGACUCUCACUCUCCUCGCCAUGGGCUUUGCUUGGAAGGAGAUAGAGCUUGAAAUCAGGAAUGCUCGUCUGAGGACAAUGGAGGCGUUCCUAAUCAUCCUUUCAGUUACUCAGCUUCUGUAUAUAGCAGCCAUCCAUGGCUCUGUAUCAGCCAUCCAUGGCCCUGUAUCAAGAUGAAAUUGGAAAAGUUGAGUGACUUUGGUGCUGGGUGUGCUGUGUCUGCAUUCUUUUGUUUAAGGUUUUCUCAAGUGUUGUGUGUAUGGUAUGAUUAGCAUGUGAAGAUUGUAUUGCACAAAAAUACAAUUUACAAAUUUCUUUCACAUUUUUGUGAAUAUUCCUUUGCUUGAUGUAUUUGAAGCAGAAGCUAAUAAAAGUAUCAACGAACGUUUGAGAGAUA